AUGACACUUAGAUUAGAAAAUAUUAUUAGAGUAAAAACAUCUGAGUGGAAAGAAUGUUUAACAGAGAUUGGGGAAGCUUGUGCAGUCAAGUGGGUCAUUCACAACACCAAUAAGCAACCCACCAACAUUACUGCUGAAGAAGCCAAAGCAACUGGUAUUAAGUUGUGUUUUUCUCAGGAGUAUUUCUGUCAUCGUUGGGGAACCUAUGAAUCUAAGGUAGCUUUGCAUGUGGUUCAAAAGCAAACAAAGAAAAACAAGUGUCCUGCUCUUCUUCGUGUGAAAGGAUUCUUUAAGACACCCGAGUUUUAUGAAUUUGUUGUUACAAAAGAUCAUGCAGAGCAUACUCCUGGUGAUAUGCGUAGUGACAUUUGCACCCUUCCUCUUGCAAAGAAAUAUCUUCACGAGUUGGCUCAGCAAUUAGAACAGUCGUUGUUCAUGCAUGAUAGUGAUUAUAUUUCAUAUGAUGAUAUCACCAUAAUAUGGGAUACAUCAGUGGAUUAUUAUAAGCAUAAUUAUAACUCAUAA
Phycomyces blakesleeanus NRRL 1555(-) is the source of this 525-nucleotide messenger RNA. RefSeq lists its product as hypothetical. Bases 1 to 525 code for a protein of 174 amino acids. The transcript is spliced from 2 exons. The record is from RefSeq and is a predicted model, not a curated record. NCBI's taxonomy places the organism in Eukaryota, Fungi, Mucoromycota, Mucoromycetes, Mucorales, Phycomycetaceae.